AAAGAGUGUGAUACUUUAGUGUUGAUUUAUAUUUAAAUGGGGUUUUCUGGUAAUUUGAUAGUUUAGAUGGAUGUUUUUCAGGUUCGUUGUAAGGUUAUGAUUCACUUGUUGAAAGCACACGUUGGACGUCUUGGAAAGAGUUAAUCUGUAUCAUGACUGUCUAUUAAAAAAGCAGCCAGGGUUUGAGUCUCUGAAUCGAUGAUGGACUCUGCUGCUGUAGCACCUGAGAGGCUUCUCUUUUCUUUCGCGGUUCUUCUAUUCUUACCGGUACAAGUUCAUGUGCAAAAUCCUACAUACGAUUCAACAAUGCCUAAUACAAUAGCGGCGCUGAGUGGCUCUUGUUUGCAGAUACCUUGUGCGUUUGAUGCCCCAGACAAUAUGCUGAAGAACGCUGAAAGUAUAUUUGGCUGUUGGUUAAAGGGGAACCAUGCCUUUCUUCAGCAUAAUAGUUUGGUGGUUUUUAAUGGAAGUACAAACCGCAUCAAAGGAUUCAAUCAUUUAGAGAUACUUGGAAAUCUUAGUCAAAGUAAAUGUACCACUGUUUUUUAUGAUAUCAUGAACAAUCACACAGACAAGUACUACUUCCGUGUGGAAAUUAAGAAUCCAAUUCAAUCCGAUCGAUACUGGAAUUACACGUACCAAAACUAUCCCGUCUACAUUUCUGUCUACGAUGUACCAGAGCUUCCCAUCUUUAUACCAACUGAUCUGAAAGAAGUGAUGGAGGGAACUACAGUGAAUCUGAGCUGCUCUGCUGAAGCUCCCUGCCCCAAACAACCUCCUACAAUCUCCUGGUCUAACAUCCCUGAAUCUGCUGACAUUACAACACAGUUACAGGAGAAACCUGAUAAAACCCAGUCGGUGGUUUCAUACGUGACCUUCAAAGCUUCAUACAAAGAUCACAGGAAGAACAUCACCUGCGCUGCUACAUAUCCAAGAAAUACACCUGAUGUCUCAACUGUGAAGAGCACCGUGACGCUUAAAGUCCUGUUUCCUCCAAAAGAAACUCACUUCACCUUUACUUCUGUUGGCAAUAAUGUGACACUGACCUGCAAGAGCAAGGCCAGUCCAGCAACUGACUUGAACUACACCUGGUACAAAUUUGGAGUGGAGAUGCCUAUAGCUUGGGAAAAAAAAAUACAUUUAACAGAAUCCCAGCAUCAAACAGGAUCAUACUAUUGCAUCGCACAAAAUAAAUAUGGAAAGCAGUCAUCAGAAGAGGCCUGGCGCACUGCUAAAGGACCAUUUAUGAAUAUGUUUGCUGGUUGUGUGGGAGGAAUUAUGGCAGUGCUCAUACUCUGUGCUAUUGUCGUUUGUAUCAGAACGAUAACUUUCAAUAAACCCAGUGAUAAUAGGAAGGAUCCUUCCGGUUGGUUUAAUGGCACUGAUUAUGUCAACAUUGCCGGAGACAUGAUGAAUAAAUGGAUUAUUUCUGAUGAUGAUACGCUCAUCGUGUAUUAUGAAGAGACUGACAUCUCAAAGCAGCAGAACUUCUGCCUCACAGAAACACUCUUCAAAGACGACAAAUGCACAGAAAUAGAAUAUACUCAGAUGUGUUAGGAUUUAUAUGCUCAAAUAAAAAAAUCUGCAAAUGACGUAAAAAUCUAAAUAAAAUAAUAGAUUAUUUUUAAUCUUUAAUGUAAUGUUAAGGAAGAACAACAGAAGCUGAUUUGAACUCGAUUAGUUUCAAUAAAUUGGCAUUUCAGCAGACUGCUCAAAAAAGCAAAAAUGUGCCUAAAUUAUUUGGGUAUUACUCGCUCUCUCAUCAGAACAAAAACCUAAUAAAGCCAGUGACUAGUGGAAUGAUUCUUCUGGUUGGGGUAGUUUUGUACAGUUAUCUUGAAAUUAAGAAAUGAUUUUAUCUUGUGUGUAUCAAAAUGUUGACAUUUGUUUCCAAACGCAGAUUUAUCAUUGAUAAUACAUUUUUAUGCAAGAUAUUACAUACAUUUUGCACAAAAUAUGUCUAAUCUAUUACACACAAUAAUUAAUAUAUAAUUUCUUAUCACACACACAUAUCGUCUAUAAGGAGACUGACAUCUCAAAGUGACACAGACGAGCUGUUCUUCAAUACCUUUCCUUGUGAGAACUGAUACUGAUCAAUGCAUGUUUAUUUUAAACAUUGUAUUUUAUAAUCAUUUUUUAUUUACUUUAAUAUUGUUGAUAAGCAAAUAUAU
Molecule: messenger RNA, 2171 nt
Organism: Puntigrus tetrazona (Sumatra barb)
Lineage: Eukaryota; Metazoa; Chordata; Actinopteri; Cypriniformes; Cyprinidae
Product: myelin-associated glycoprotein-like
Exons: 8
Coding region: 199-1557 (452 amino acids)
Source: RefSeq, a predicted model, not a curated record